Cladocopium goreaui is the source of this 1664-nucleotide messenger RNA. NCBI's taxonomy places the organism in Eukaryota, Dinophyceae, Suessiales, Symbiodiniaceae. The record is from the annotation of a GenBank genome assembly.
GCAAGCCCCACUUCCAGUUUCAGAAUGGCGACUGUGCGAAGUGUGGAAUCUUCAGGGCUUGGUCUGAUGGAGUGACGGAUGACUGUCACGUUCUGCCGCUCAAGAAGAUGGAGCGUCUCACGCUUUUCAUAGGUGCUGCCGCCGUGGUCACGUUGACUUUCAUUGCCUUGCAGAUUUUGCUUGCUCCCUUGAUCAUUGUUGAUGCGAAAUCAGAUGUGGCAGACCCAACACAAGCCGAAAGCAAGAAGAUUUUCAUGCUUGCUGUGCAAGGGCCGGUUGUUGAUCUACACAAAGGCAUGUCUCGCUUGGUGCACCAGUGGGUGCGUUAUCGGGCAAGGGGAACGGGGUUGAUAUGGCUAGACUAUGAGCAGAAGAAGUCCAAUGCAGUCAAAGUUCGAAGCACCGGAGACAAAAAGCUGUUGCUGAAAGACAUGAAUCCCCCUUUUGAUUGUGCUUCGUGCAAAGGUUCUUUGCACGCCGCUGAUUUCCUAAAGCUGCUCAGCCUGCUCGCUGCCUGCGUAUCAGUGACAGCUAUGCUACCUGCAAUCAUCAGAGUGGCAGUCAUCUCCGGAAACGGUGUGGGGCAUGUUUUCGUUACAGCAGUUUUUGUGACUCUUCCUUUGGUUGCUGUUGCUGCGUUGCUACAUUUUCCGGUGGCAUGGCUGAUCCAAUGGCUUUAUCGAACGACGCCAUUUUCACGAGCUCUGGAUGAAUACCGAAAGCAGAUCAAUUGCAAAGAAGAGACGGGGCCCGAUUCAGCCCAUCCUCGAAACCAUGGCUUGCAGGUCUUGAUUUUGCGCGGCUUGUGGAAGCACUUCGAGAGCUUCAUUCUGGAUCGCAAUAUGCACUUUGUGGUUGCCAACAUAGUCAGGCCAUUGACGCAAAGCAAACGAGUUUCCUUUGUAAGUCUUUGGGGUGGCAGGCAGCUGGAUUAUUUUGUGUCUCAUUGCUGGGGCGCCAACUUUUCGCACUUCGUGCGUUCCAUCCAGUGCCAUGCUCUGUCAAAAGAGGGCCCCAUUUCUUGGUUCGAUGCAGCGUAUUGGAUUUGUUCGUUUGCGAACAACCAGUGGAACAUCGGAGCCGAACUGGGAGAUGAUCCAAUGGGAAGUGCCUUUGCACGCGCAUUGACAUCGGGAAUAAAAGGAGUUGCGAUGGUCCUGGACGAGGAAGUGCAGCCUCUCACAAGAGUUUGGUGCUUAUUCGAAUUUUUCCUGUCCAACCGUGAGCGCUUGGAUUUGGUUUUCGUCACCAAUGCUGGUGUGGUGGGUGAUGAUCGCUGCAGCUCCUUCGACAUUGCGCUGGAGGUGGGUAAGAAGAUAAAGUCUCUGCAAGUUGCUACGUGCGAAGCAUCUUCCGAGAAAGACAAGAAAGACAUUUUUGAGUACAUCAUCUCCGAACUGGGAAGCCUUGAACGAAUGGAUGAGAAAAUUCGAAAACUCAUGGCUGAAAUGUUGAUGCGAAAUUUGGCCAAUGUGGAAAAAGCAACGGGAAGUCUUGUCGAUAGCCUGGGCCAGGGCAGCGCAACAGUAGAAACCCUGGACAAAGACCACCUUUAAUUAUUGUUGUUCUUCUAGAAUCCUCCGGACUCCAGAUUUUAAUAAUUCAGCAUUUUGACACUGAACAGUUCGAGGGGUGAGCAGAAAAGGAGGUGAGAUUCAUCCCUG